Molecule: messenger RNA, 2114 nt
Organism: Mytilus trossulus (common blue mussel)
Lineage: Eukaryota; Metazoa; Mollusca; Bivalvia; Mytilida; Mytilidae
Exons: 7
Coding region: 35-568 (177 amino acids)
Source: RefSeq, a predicted model, not a curated record
AAGCUUUUUAUCUUAUUUACAAAUGUAAACAAAAAUGUCUGACGGUUUCAAGAAAAUUUGGAUUGAAAUUAAACGAUUAUAUCUACAUGAAAAUCAACCAUUCCCAGAAAGUGUAUGUCUGGUAGAAAUAAAUGAAAAUGAGGGAUCAGAAGAAGUUAACAGAAAGUUGAGGGAAACAUUCCAUAUUGAUGAUGUAGAUCUUGUACUUAAGUUGAGAAACCACAGAAAAUCUUUAAUUCCAAUCAAUAGUAAUAUCACGGCAAACUCUAAAUCUGUACCUUACAAACUUGAGGUUGUCAGAAGAUACCAAAAUGUUACUCCUAAACGAAGGACAACAGAAUCGGUAGCACAAAAAGAAACAGUUAGUAUCAAGAAAAAGUACAUGGAACUUGUCAACAGAAUUCAGAAGCUAGAAGCUAGUUUGCCAGAGCUUGAUAAGAAAAGACACAAUAGAAUAACAGUUGAAGUAGAGAGUUUGGAGCAAAAACUGGACUUCCUGAGUAAAAGAUUAAAUGAAACAGAUCAGGUCAAAUGGAAGGGCAUGUUUAAGAAGAAUCCUUUAUGGUGAUAUUAUGUGUCUUGACAACUUAGUCUCUUGAAGAGACCAUUCUAAAGAAGACUUUUAUAAGGGAGAGAAUCAGCUGCAGUUGGUCAAACUAGACAUUGUAGUGUGUGAGAGUUUAAAUAACUACUGUAAAGGAAUUUAGCAUUGAUCCAUAUGUCAGAAUUAAGACUUUAAAUAUUCACUCUGAGGUCAAAUUUACUCAAAACAAUCAGCACCAACCAUUAGUUUAGCACCUAGCAGGUUAUCUUAGUUUUAUUUUAUUUUGUUAGAUAUGUUAAUUUAUUCCUUUUCCUUUUCUCUCUGUAGAAUAUUAUAACAUAUGUAUUUUAGAGUAAUUACAACAACCAUUGAAUCAGCUGAUUAGGUUAAUACAGAGGCAGAUUUGGAUGUGGCAUAGCUCCCUUUUCCCUGAUUUUGUUAUAUUAGGGAAUUUCUGAAGCAUGACUGGAGCAUGUCCCCUCUUAGGCAGUCAGUGAGCCCCACUUAUGAAAAUUACUGGAUCCGCCUCUGAUACAGUUUAAUUUAUAAAAUACUUAUUUGGUUAUCAGUGGGAUUUUGGUUUAUGAAGGACAUUGGCAACAAGUAUACAUGUUUUUAUCCCUCUAAUACAAUCUCUCAAUGGCUAUGUAUUUGUGAUAUUUAUGGUUUCAAUAAUUUAUAAAAUUAAUCAAUUAAUCUCUGCAUUUAUCACUUCAGUUUCCCAUUAAGCAAUAGAGUAUUGUCUAAUAAAUUGUUAUAAAAUUGAUUCUUAAUAUCCUUAAUAAUUUUGUUGUCAAAUUAAUUUUGAUAAUACAGAAAUAAUUUGUUUUAUAGACAUAGAAAUGAUUAGCAUGGUUACAGACAAUGAUGUUAAUCAUGCUAUUCAGAACUCAGUCCGGAUCCUUAUAUAAUGUAAAGAGCAUAGAAUGUAUUGUUAAUGUUUUAGAGCGGCUUCCGAAAGACAGACAAUAUCUGUUAAGAAAUUGACUUAAUGCAAGUGCAUGUAUAACACUUUGAUUGAUUUGAAAAUGUUCAGAUAUGAAUAAAAGAUGAUUUUUUUGUCUCUUUUGUAGGUUUUUUUAACAACUCAAUUUUUUUUUUUUUAAACAGUUACAGACUUUUCAUAGCAAUCUGAAAUAGAUUAACAAAAGUAUUAAUAUUCCUUUGCAUAUGGUCAAUUUCUAUUCAAUGCAGCUGGUAUGAUGUAGAAUUGAAAAUUUUGCCUGUUCUGUCAGCUAAAAGCACACACUUAGAGGAGAAACUAAAUUACUAGACUUAAUUGUAUACAUCUCUACUGUUUAAGAAAUUAACAUAUUCUUUGAUAUAAUCCUAUCUUUAAAUAGCAAUUCCAACUUUUAAAAAUUUGUCUGAUUUAUUAAAAAUGACCUGAUUUGUUAUGGACCAAAAAUAGUCACGUUAACAGAAAAACUAGUAACAGUGCAUAUAUACACACAAAAUUAUUUUUAGAUCUAGUCUAUAUUUAUCAUGUUGUGAUAUAGUUAUACAUUUAUAUCUGUUUAUUUUGACAAUGUUAUAAAUGUAUUAUACUUGUAAUAAAUAUCUGUAACUC